This is a messenger RNA of Lasiodiplodia theobromae, 1806 nucleotides long. RefSeq names its product Sodium chloride dependent neurotransmitter. The coding region runs from base 1 to 1806 and encodes 601 amino acids. Gene Ontology annotation, biological process: sodium ion transmembrane transport. Gene Ontology annotation, cellular component: membrane. The transcript is spliced from 2 exons. The record is from RefSeq and is a predicted model, not a curated record. NCBI's taxonomy places the organism in Eukaryota, Fungi, Ascomycota, Dothideomycetes, Botryosphaeriales, Botryosphaeriaceae.
AUGGGUGGCUGUGCAGGCCAAGGCAACCUGCUGCGAUAUCCGUCUGUCGUCUACAACAACUACGGCCUCCAAUGGUUCAUUCCAUAUCUUAUGGCUGUCAUCCUAAUUGCCAUCCCGUCGCUUAUCCUGGAGAUUUCCGUUGGCCAAGCAUACCAAGGAGGAACCCUUAUGGCAUUCAACAAUAUCAAUAAACGCCUGAAAGGCGUGGGCUUGGGCCCCGUCUUCGUCAGCUUCAUUGUUGUCCAAUACUUCACCGUCAACUUAGCAUGGAUCAUGAACUACUUCCGCCAUUCCUUCACCAGCCCGCUCCCGUGGGAAGGUAGAAUUGAAGAGUUUUAUUGGAACGAUAUCAUCCACAAUGUUGACUCUGUUGAAGGGAGCUUGACUCCGGGAAACAGUCAGGUUGCAGAGUACACUAGUUACCCAGGCAUCUCCAUUCUCGGGGAAACCGUCGGAUGGAGCGCCUUUAUCUGGUUCCUAAUCUGGGUCUCCAUCUUCCGCGGCGUCGGUCUUACUGGCCGCGUCGUAUACUUCACCAUGGGAUUGCCAAUCGUCACUACCAUCAUCUUCGUGGGCCGUGCUCUCUCUCUUGAAAAUGCCCGGGAGGGUGUUAGACUCUUGUGGGCAACAUGGAGAAGUGAUCAGUUAGCAUCUGGAACUGUCUGGCAAACUGCCGUUGGACAGGUCUUCUUCUCCACUGGCAUUGGCUUCGGCUACUUUACCUCGUACGCAUCCUACAACGCAAAACACUCCAAUGCCGUCAUGGAUGCAAUCCUCAUUUGCGGCAGCAAUGUCCUGUUUGAGAACUUUGCGGCCUUUGCCGUAUUCGGUGUUGUCGGAUAUCUUCGCAGGUGGCCGCAGGAUGGCGUCCGGCUGGGUGCUUUCGUCGUGGGAUUCCUGACGCUUCCAGAGGCCGUGCUUCAGAUGCCCGGCUCCAACUUCUGGGCCGUUCUUCUGUUCUUCACCCUUGUUGUUCUUGGAUUUAGCUCCGCCUUUGUCAUGCUUGACGCUGUCGUAACUUUGGUUGUGGACUCGGGACUCAAGCUCUCGCGUCCGGUCAUUGUCACUGUGCUGACACUGAUAUCGUUUCUCAUGUGUCUACCAUACUGCACAGAGUUUGGCUAUUACCUUCUGGACGGGAUCGACAGAUGGAUUAACAACGUGGCUCUGAUUUUCGUGGUCUGGACGGAGGUUGUGAGCGCCACUACCGUCUACCGCUGGAGAGACGUUGUUGGCCAGACAGGUUUGCCUGCAUUCGUCGUCUACAACGUCGGAUAUUUUGGAGGUCAGAUUAUCGGAAUCUCGGUUGCACACGGCAUUUCAAACCCUGGGGCAGGAGCUGGCGCUGGAUUUGGCACCUACAUCGUUUGCUCCCUCGUAUCCAUUCUCAUCUCGAAGACACCGGACUCCAAAGCACCGAGUUUCUGGGAUGCCAACGUUUUCCUCAGCCGAUUCUGGUACUUGGCGUUCUACUCUGGAAACCAACUGCGGCGUGACCUCAACGUUGUUGUCGGCGGUGGGAGGAACUGGAAUAUUCCUGCCUUCCACCCUUUCCUACUGAGGUACAUCAGCGGUCCCACUCUGGCCAUCAUCUUCAGCUUCGCCUAUCCUGAGUUCUAUUCCCUUCGUUACGACCCGAUGAUGAUAUCCGGCUUUAUUCUCGCACACCUCUGUCUGCUCAUGAUCAUUCUCGGCUUCAUCAUGCCAAGAUACUAUGACUGCUUCGUGCCGCCUCAUCGGCGAGGCGAGGGUACUGAAGUCACUAUUGUUAAUUGGACUAAGGGGGAAGAUGCCACAAGUGCUUAA